UGUCGGCCCAUGUAUGAAGAUGGGAAAGAUAGAUAAGCUUGAUCAGGCGUGCAACAAAGCAUUAGACGAAGAUGGCUAAAUCGGGCAUCACAUUUAUUGCGCGGCUCUGCGGUGUUCUUACACUGGGAAUUCCAGUUCUGCGGAGUUUUUCACGUUUCCUAACGACAUCAGGUGACGUCGAUGAUCUGCAACCGGGGGCCGCCAUCUUAGUUUUAAAGGGAUGGAAAAGAGCUACGGGCACCGGAAAACCAAAAGACCUGAAAGAACGGCCGUGGACUAAGAAUUCGGGGGAAGAUGUCGGAAGAAAGUCCUGCCGGAUGACCGCCUACGAAGACAACGGAAAUAUCUGCCCUAUGCGGCAUCCAGAUCACAAUAUCUUCUAGUGACUCGACAUUUUCUUUUCUUCAAUUACCGUCGCGAGCCGGCAAGCGUGGGAUCAAUAUUCAACGUGCGCCGUUGGCAUCGGUGACACGUAACGAGCUCGGAUAAUGCAUCAGGGAGCUCUGCUGCGACGCGACGGCAGUGCAGUGAAGACGAACGCCCACCAACGGCGCGUGCGGAGGAUCACCCUUUGGCAGCAGGCACCGCCAAGGAGCCCCCAUCCUUUACGAAGAGCUAACCGGCUUACGGUUGGGUUCUGCAACACAUCGAUGACAGCACACCAUGUUCAUCUCUCGCGCCCUUGUUGACGCUGUAGUCUUUUCCUCCCUCUUGUUUUUUUUUCCUCGCUGCAAACUUUUUUACCUCUAUAUUUUGUUGUGCUACCAUCCUGUUCAAUUACAUGAGCGAUAGAAGCUAUCGAAGCACCCAAUAAA
This is a messenger RNA of Dermacentor albipictus, 815 nucleotides long. NCBI's taxonomy places the organism in Eukaryota, Metazoa, Arthropoda, Arachnida, Ixodida, Ixodidae. The record is from RefSeq and is a predicted model, not a curated record.